CUAGAAAGCUCUUGGAGACCGACCCACCGACUACGAGUCAGGAAAUCAAGAUGAUGGCCUUAAAAAGGCUGGAAAAGAAAGCGAUUCUAGUUCAUUUUGGUUUCCCGCAUCGCUGGCGAUAGUACAGGCUAUCUGACAUUAUGUGAGCCAAUCUCAACAAAGAAGAUUUAGUUAGUGAUCGUCAAGUACUGUCUUUACUUCGGGAAAAUAGCCUUAUCUUUAUCCCAAGGCUUCUAAAAAAUAUAAGGAAAGUCUCUCAGUUUCCAUACGCGACAUCUGGCCCAUGAUAUACAGUAUAUCUCCGAGCCCCCAUCGCUAUUGCCGUCUGUGCCUGUAAGCUGACUUAAUGAGACGGCCGGAACUCAUCGCACUUCAAAACCCGGUCGAGCGACGGAGCACGAAAGGACAUCAACUUCAAUGGGGGGGAGGCCGUCGGGGAGAUCAUGCCUCCUUCUGCUCCCCGUGCGUCUGAACCGCUCCAAGUCGUGCUUGGGACAAAGGAUGAUGAACAGCACAUUCUGGUGUGGUCCGGACUCUUUGUGGGGGCGCUCUCGCCUUCAAGGAGCCACUCGCGCUGAUCCCAUGCAUCACCAUUAUCAUCCAAUGGACCUUCGAUUCAGUCGUCGGACUCAAAACAACCGGGAUGAUGAUCCAUGUCUGUCUUCGAGAAUGAGGCGAGUGUGAAACUUGAGUGAGAGGAGGGUCAUUUUGGGGUGCGAGAGAACACGAACGGCACUCGUCAUCGAGACGCGCUCACAGUUCAAUCUUCAUCGUGUGGCCGUGACAGCCACCGUCCUUCCGUCCAUCCGGUCAACUGCGGGAUAGGCUCGUGUUUUGGGUGUAUUUGUUGUUGUGUGAAAAAGUAAAACUGAUCGAUCCUACUCGGAAGUAGUGCGGAGUUGGCUUCAUCUCGUUGGAUUUUUUCGCUCCUGGCAAAAAAACAACUCAUUCGAGUUUUCCAGGACACAUGAGCCUUGACAUGGAAACACCGGCCACUUGAUUUCAACGGCUUCUUUCCAACAGGCUUUCCCAGGAGGGAAAAGAACGACAGGAUAUCGGUCAACUCUGAGAUCAAUGUGAUGUUGCCAUAGAAGCCACGAAGAAUUUCAAAUCAUCCAGCUUUUUGCAUCAUUCUCGAGUUCUCCAAUGGAGGGGCCAAGUUUGCAUGUGAGUGGAGCUCAUUGGAACAAGGGAAUUGGAAGCAUGAAGUGGAGAGUCUUUGGCGACCAACUGCUUGGAGUGCUUCCGUGCUGAGUGUGAGCCUCGAUCAACCUCCAAGGCCGCACCACUAGCAUAAAACCGAAUCCAUCCACCACGUAACCAAACAAGUGAUUAGACCAAAAUAACAAUAACACACACGAAAACGAGGAAAAAAGACAUUAAACCAGAAACAUAUCGCCUGCAUUCUUCGACACCCCUGGUCCACUUCCACCAAAAAGAGGGGACAACCAAGACCAGGGAAGAAAAGAAGUGACUGACUGACCUUCGUUUCUAAUCGACGCUCACCAAUCUCAUCAAUCCAGUUGAGCCAUUGGAAGUUUGGAAUUUGAGUUUGUGCAAGAGAAAAAAAAAGAUGACUGAAAUCAGACGAAACUCUGAAAAUCCUUUCUUGAGUAACUUCGCCCAAGAAGGCAAGCUAUCCCACCUUGAACCCUCUCAUGAUCGAAAAGACGAGGAGGACGAGGAGGAAGAAGUUUCGGCCACCAGUGAAUUGCUGCCCGUUCCGCCAGAUGGCGGUUGGGGUUGGGCGGUGGUGUUCGCCUCGUUCAUGAUCCAUGUUAUUGCUGAUGGCAUCACCUACACCCUUGGGAUUUUCGUUGUGGAAUGGAUGACUGAAUUCAAACAGGGGCGCGGAUUCGCUUCGCUCGUGCCAUCCAUAUUGGUGGGCGUGACUCUAGGCGUAGGUCCCAUCGCUUCUGUGCUCACCACCCGGUACGGAUGGCGAAUCGUGACGAUCGUGGGGGCGGUGAUUGGGGCGGCUGGAUUGGCCGUCAGUGCGGCUGCACCCAAUGUGGCCAUGCUAUAUGCGUCAAUAGGAGUGGUGGCUGGCCUCGGGUUCGGAUUCAUUUACUUACCCGCCAUCGUCAGCGUAUCCGGGUAUUUCGAGAAGAAGCGAGCUUUCGCUACGGGCAUUGCCGUGUGCGGCUCAGGCUUUGGCACUUUCAUUUUUGCACCGCUCAACAGCUACCUUAUCCAACAUUUCGAAUGGAGGGGAGCUAUUCUUUUCGUGGCGGCCGUGGUUUUGUUUUGCGCUCUUUUGGGACUGAUUUUCCGGCCUUUAACUCCGACGAUUGCCAUUGACGAAGCCUCCGAAAAUCAGGACCUCGCUCCCAAAGCUGACGAAGAAGCCAAUAACGACGGGCUCCACGGCAACCAAAAACUCCCACCAGAAAUCCAGUUGAAUGGGGAUUCCAUGAAGCCCCUCGCGUUUCAGAUGGGAAACGCGAAUGGGAACUUUGAUGGGGUGGGUCGAUUUGCGCUCAGCCAUCCCGUGCUUUCCAACAGCCCCGCCAAGAAAAAUGUUGUACAAUUUGGAUCUCACUCUCGCAUCUAUGAAUCUUCCACACCUGCAGUUCAAAACCAAUCACACCACCCCCAUGCCCACCGCCACUCCCACCAUCAUCUUGGGCACCCAUCCAGCGCCAUGUUUCGAAAGGACAUCUUCUACGCUGCAAGCCUUGAAAACAUCCCUGAAUACAAGAGCAAUCCUAAGCGCUAUUCCCGCCAAAUUCAAAAGGCUCAGACCGAAGAGUUGAAGAGAGAGUUGAAGAGUCAAGUGACCACACCCACCACCUCCUUGACCAAUAUGGCUCCUGAUACCAAGGAGGACCCAUCGUCCAGUUCUUGCUGCAGCUGCUUGAAAUCGUCCAAAGCGUUCCGGCAAAUGGUGGACAUGUCCCUUAUCAAGGACGGCGUGUUCCUCAUUUUCGCCAUUUCUAAUUUCUUCACCAGCAUUGGAUUCAACAUUCCAUACGUUUACACAGUGGAUCGAGCUUUAUUGUUGGGGAUCGAUGUUCAAAAGGCAAGUAUGUUGUUGUCCGCCAUUGGAAUUGCUAACACAGGGGGUAGGAUCGUUCUUGGCUACAUAUCCGACAAAUCCUGGUUCAACCGUCUUCAUCUCUACGCUGGUUGCAUCAUUGUUUGUGGCCUAUCCAUGUGCUUGAGCAACUACUGUUUGAAUUACGCGAGUCAAGUCGUGUAUUGUGCCAUUUUCGGUGUCACCUCUGGGGCCUACAUUGGUUUGACGCCCGUCGUCCUGGUUGACCUCCUCGGUUUGGAUAAACUGACCAAUGCGUUUGGCUUACUGAUGUUAUUCCAAGGGAUAGCCUCGGUCAUUGGACCACCCAUCACGGGUAUUCUUCGCGAUUUGUCCGGAGACUUUGAAACUGGCUUCUACUUUGCCGGUGGCAUGAUUGUCUUCUCUGGCGUGAUACUCGUGUUGAUCCCUUGGUUGGAACGUCGUCGAAUGAAGGCCAAUACGGAUGUAGAGAUCUAGAGGCAGCUCUCAACAACAAAAAAUACGCUAUUUUUUCAUUCUUGUGUGACACACGAUUGCCUUGAUGAUUGUCUGUAACCUCUUGUAACCUCAACCCGUGCUCUGUAUGAAUUAUGGUUCUUUUUUCUCAAUGAGAAUACUGAUAGUUCUUUUUAAUCAAUCAAAAAACAGGAUACUAAAACAUGAUUCAUCUCGAG
Molecule: messenger RNA, 3693 nt
Organism: Tigriopus californicus
Lineage: Eukaryota; Metazoa; Arthropoda; Copepoda; Harpacticoida; Harpacticidae
Gene: Mct1
Product: monocarboxylate transporter 12-like
Exons: 11
Coding region: 1574-3496 (640 amino acids)
Biological process (GO): monocarboxylic acid transport; transmembrane transport
Molecular function (GO): monocarboxylic acid transmembrane transporter activity
Source: RefSeq, a predicted model, not a curated record